AUGGAUCGACCACAUCCACGUGUAUUUACUGAAAGAACUCUUGCUAUCGUUAAGCCAGAUGCCGUCGACAAAGCAGAAGAAAUUGAGGACAUUAUUCUUAAAUCUGGUUUUACUAUACUGCAGGUAAGUGAAAAGGUGAUAAGUUCCCUGAUAUAUGCUGUAUCGUGCUCAGUGGUGUUUUGCCAGCUGUUGGUUUCUAAAAUGUAAUAUUCACUUUUAUAUACAUACCUGUAAGAUAAACUAACUUUAAUGGGAAGUCGUUAUCUGAGUAAAUUUAACCCUCACAUUCUGUUCUAAUCUUGUAUCCUCACAGUAUGUUCCGGGUCAAAGAAUUGCCCAUGUAGGAAGUAUUUUCACCACAGUUCCAACCCCAAACCUAUUCAUAAUGUUUAAAUGACCUAUGCUACUUUUUAAAAAAUGUUGAUUAAUCCUUCCUAAAUGUAUCAAAGAGCAGGGAAAGUGUAUUAUUUUAUUUUAUUUUUUUCAGUUUUAACACCACUCGUUUUUGGUGAAAUAUAUAUUUAGGAGAGGAAUAUCUACUACACAAAAUAAUUUCAUGUAAUCUUAUGUAAAAAGAAUAUAAAAGUCAUAGUGAUUUGAGUAUAUUUCAUUGAACAACAAACUUUAUAUUAAACACUGUUCUCACUGCUUGUCACUUGUCCCACACUGGUAGAUCUAAAAUCCAUCUAAAUAGAUACCUGUCAAAUUUGACCCGUAACAGCCUAAGAGGUGAAAAUGAAGUAGCACAUACACAAAAAUUCACAUGAAUAUUUUUGAAUUAUUUCAUGUAUUUUGGGUCACUUUAGGAAAAAUCAUCAAGUUUCAGGCUUAAAGAAUGACGUUUAUGGUAUUUUUACUGAUGUUCAGUGUCAAAACGGGUUAAAUUCGACCUUAACAGUUUGUAAGGGUUAAGUGUGUGAUAUAGGAAAAUAGCUUCACAAUUAUGGAAUUAUCCGCUAGAUGGCGCUGAAAAAUUAUAAUACAGCAAACACGCCUUUUUUAAAAACUAAGUUUUUUUUUUAAGCGAUUGAGUACAAACAGUACUGAAAUAAAUCAGUCUUUGUCUGGCUUUCAGAGUAAACUUGACCGUAAAAACUCUAUGUGUGUUUACAUUUCACUUGUGUCCAUGUGGCAGAAGCGGAAGCUGCAGCUGAGUCCAGAGCAGUGCAGUGAUUUUUACGCAGACCAGUACGGAAAGCUCUUUUUUCCGAGCCUGACAGCCUUCAUGAGUUCCGGCCCCAUCAUUGCACUGACGCUAGCCCGCAACAACGCCAUUGCCCACUGGAAGUCCAUCAUAGGACCUGUGAACAGCAUCAAAGCCAGAGAGACUCAUCCAGAGUGGUCAGUAUGUUUAAUACCGUGUGUGUGUUGUGUAUAUAAUGACAAGUGGUGCGCUGGUCUUUAUAAACCACGCAAUAACCCAUGAUAUUUUUUGACAAUGUUUAUAGCUGUGUCUCUCAAUGUGUAAAAAAAUGUGCUCUGUUGAGAAGAACUUUAAGGAAGCCUUAUGCCAGUAUUGUGCUGCUGUGCUCCUCAAUUAUACCAGAACAAAGUUUUUUGGUCUUAGUUUUUAAGAUGUUCUGGAAGUCCUUAGCAGUCUGCUUUUUCUCAGACAUAAACUGAAUGACCCCCUUUUUCUUAAAGACUCAAACCAGAGGGAACAGUGUGUCUCCAUAGAAAAGCGCAGUGCUGAUAUAUGUUGGUAGAAUUUACUGUCUCAGUUUUCUCCUUCUGUUACUAACAUUUAUAUUUAUAUAUAUUUAAUUAGACUGUAUAACUGUACAGUAAAAUGAUAUAUUUUCUGGCUCAGGUCAAGCUAUGGUUCUGGUUUAGUAAUGUCUUGUCAUGCUGCUUUCUGUUAAAGCAGCUUUUGUAAUCAUCGAGCUACAUUCAUUAAAUUACUUUUUUUUUUUUUAAUCUGAGUGACUAAUGAACUUUUCUAACUCUAAGAUUCAGAUUGAGGGUGUUGGGGACAUAUAAGGUGCUUUUUGACAGCAAGAACUCUACCCUAGAACGAGGGACCAUUUGAAGAACUUUGUGUGCUUAAACCAUGGGAACUGGGGUCUUAUGCUAGUUGCAGGGUAAUCGAUGUAUCCACCAAAAGCCCCAUACUGAGUUACAAAAAGUUCUGGGAUAUUGUCCAAAUAGUAUUUAGUUUAUGCGUGUGAAAUCCAACUCCAUGAUAUUGUCUGUUCUCCUAAAUCAAGAGGCAGCCAAUAAAACACAGUGAUGUAUUUCUCCACAGCCUGAGAGCAAAAUAUGGCUCUUCUGAUUUGAAAAAUGCACUUCAUGGCAGUGAAUCAUUUCAUGCUGCUGAAAGAGAGAUCAAAUUCAUGUUCCCAAACUGUAAGUAAUAUUCCAUCUUAUAUAUUGUGUUUGGUAAAGCAGUGAAGAAAUUUCACCAAACAAAGUGUAAAUCUUACAUGGUCACUCUCUCUCUCUCUGCAGCUAUAAUUGAACCCUUUCCCCCUAAAGAAGCGACAGCAGAGUACUUAAGCAAGUAUGUGAACCCAACUCUGCUGCGUGGACUUACUGAACUCUGCAAACACAAGCCACAUAACCCCUGUGUAUGUAAAAGUGCUAUUUAUUUGAAGAUACAGAGGUAUAAUUUUAUAGAUGCAUAUAUUGAAGAUGUUUGCUGUUCUGAUAUCUACAUCUUUAAAAAAUUCUCACUCUAUCCUCCUAUACUUUUGUUUUCUGUAGAUCUGGCUUGCUGACUGGCUGGUCAAAAAUGAUCCAAACACACCACAAAUUUGUGAUGGAGUCCAAGUAGAAGAGUCUGAAUAACAUCGGGGGACAUGCACAAACUAAGAACUUGUAUUUUCACAGCAAUUUAUUUGCUCAGUGCUACAAAAAAAAAUCACCACUUACCAUCAGUUAAGUUUACAUUGUUUCAGGGCUGAUGUUUGACAUUUGGUCCGGAAAUUGUAUCAGCCCUUCACUUUACAGGUGGCCCCUGAAAUAAAUUAAAUAAGUGUGCUACUUUGGCUCCCCUGUUGGUGUGUCUUUCCCUCUGGGUCUGUUUUCUUGCACCACUUUUUCUCACCUGAUAUCCUGUCUACAAAAUUAUCUGAUUGGCGAGACAUUACACAACUGUGUGUCACAAGUAUACUAUUAGUGUAAAUUAUGAGGAAUGUUUCAUUUUUGAUUAAACAUUAGCUAACGGCAUGUCAUAAAAGUUUUGUUUAAUAUCACAAAUUUUACGUAUUGACAGAUAUCUUUUGUUCCAUAUAAUGGUUAUCGCUGUUAUGAACAACUAGUAGUCGGUAUUGACUCUGAAAAACCAACUACCUCGACUGUUAUGCAGAGGAUAACACAAGUUACAACAAAUUAGUAUAACCCUCUAUUUCACCGGAUCCCUAUUGAUCACCACAGAGUAACAUCUCCAUGUAAGUCCUAUCAAAAAUACCCCAAACAAAAUGAGGUUGCUUUUAUAAUGGAUAACUUUCGUAAUUUUUGACAGCUUUUCAGGAAAAAGAGGGGCUGAACGCACAUGUUAGGAUUUUUUCUGCGAUUGGCAUAAUGGUCAUCUGAUGACAAUUAAACAUCUGAAGAAUGUACCAAUGGUUUGAACAUUAUGUUGUAUUUACAGACGAGCAAAUCGGUCAAAUACCAAUCGUCACGACAAAAGCAUAGUGUUAGUAAGAGGUGGUCAGUCGUCGUAAUCACGCUUUCCCUCCCAGUCGAGAAUAAACCAUUUUUUCAUUUACAGCAGAAAAGGUACUUUGCGUGCCUUCCUGUGCGUAGGGGGUGUGAACUUCUUCUAUGAUAAGAAUACAGCGUGAAUCCUAUUGGCCAAUGAUUUAAAAGACAGCAGUUAAGGUCCAAUCACAUGGACUCUCCAUGGAAAUGUCGUUUUUUUCUGCCGGUUCUAGAAAACCAACCACGAGUUGUCGUCGUGUGGGAGAAUCCAUCUUGAAGAGAGCUCUCCGGUUGUGUGACGAGUAAGCACAAUUUUGUUGUUCAUUGGUCAUUUUUGUCGAUAAAAUAUCACGUAAGUACCUUCUGGGUGAAUUACAUUUUGAGUUAAUUCUGUUAAAUAUUAAGCAACAAAAAAUACAAGUGUUCAGUGCGGCUAGAGGGUUGACUGCAUUACGUAACUGCGAAUGAGAAAACAGUAUAGUAGAGGCUUGGUUUUAUCAGUGUUCUGCAGAUUGUUGCGCUCUUUAAUCUUUUGCUACAGAGGUAGUGUGCUGUACGUAUUGAGUUUCCACGGGCUUGUGGAAUGUGACGUUGUUGAGUUGCCAUUAGCAGGCACUUGGAAACAAAGACGUCGUUGUAUGAAUGUAUGGAACGCGAUUGUGCCGGUCAAAAUGGUGGGAAAUGCAUGCAUUGGCACCAUGUAAAUGGCGAGGCGUGCACGGCUAUGCUGGUUAUGUAACAAGUCUUUCUUACUAAUUUGAAAAAUUUGGAUUUAGGUGCAAGAGUUCAACAUGUCUGAGAUAGAGCAGCAGUACAUGGAGACGUCGGAAAACGGCCAUGAAGUGGAUGAUGAUUUUAACGGAGCCGGCCACACCGAGGAGGGGAUCGACGAAAGCGCCGUGAAUGAGUGCGGAGAGGGCGAGGGAGCCGACGAGAACUCUCAAAACGGUGGAACGGAAGGCGGUCAGAUCGACGCCAGCAAAGGCGAAGAGGAUGCUGGGUGAGUUUACUGUAAAAUAACGUGAAUUUGUGUCAUAUUGUGUGCUGUGGAGCACUCAUGGUUUGCCGUGUUCCUUUGUUCAACCGGCCUUUGUUGGCGCCAUAUGCAUAGCGGAGGGGGGAUGGGCGCUUCAGCGUGGGUCAAAUCUAACACGAAUUGGCGCAUAAGGGUCGCUCGGCACUAUGUGUCUGUUGCAGUAGCAUUGUAGUAAUCAAGUGUAUAUUGAUUUAAUCUCGGGAAAUAGCAUAGCAUAGCAACAGCCCGACGUCAUGGGUCAACAGAUGUUCGGGAACAGUGUGUACAUUUGCACCCCCCUCCUGCUCUAUGCAUCCCCGCCCCCACGACCCUAUAUAAAGUUGUUGGAGAGGUACUGCAUGUAAUCCUUAACAUGUCCCCUUCACUUCUGUGCUCAGGAAAAUGUUUGUUGGUGGUCUCAGCUGGGACACAAGCAAGAAAGAUCUUAAGGAUUACUUCUCCAAAUAUGGUGAGGUGACAGACUGCACCAUUAAGAUGGACCAGCAGACAGGACGGUCCAGAGGUUUUGGCUUCAUUCUCUUCAAAGAUGCAGCCAGUGUUGAUAAAGUGAGUGGGAAGGAUAAUAUCUCAUACCAUUUCUUUUUAUGUUAUCAGAGUGCACAGAUUAACUGAUAAUCCUUUUUUUUUUUAAUUCUAGGUUCUAGAGCAAAAGGAGCACAGGCUAGAUGGCAGAGUCAUCGACCCGAAGAAAGCUAUGGCCAUGAAGAAGGAUCCAGUCAAAAAAAUCUUUGUGGGAGGCCUUAACCCAGACACCUCAAAGGAAGUCAUCCAGGAGUAUUUUGGCACGUUUGGGGAGGUACAGUAUCACUCAAAUUUCGUUUAGUUAUCAAAUAAUAAAAUGUUUAUGCUGGUUGCUUCAGAAGUUUGUUAUCACUUGUUUAGAUUGAGACCAUUGAACUUCCACAAGAUCCAAAGACGGAGAAGAGGAGGGGAUUCGUCUUCAUCACAUAUAAAGAUGAGGCUUCAGUGAAGAAGGUCAUGGAGAAGAAAUUCCACAAUGUCGGUGGAAGCAAGGUAGAUGCUUAUCACUGUUGUUCAUACAGCUUAACGUGCAUAUUGUGCUCUGCCAUACACCAAAACAAAUAAGGUUCUAAUGUGCAUUUUUAAUGUGUUUUAGUGCGAAAUUAAAAUUGCCCAGCCCAAAGAGGUCUACCAGCAGCAGCAGUAUGGCGCCCGUGGAUAUGGGGGGCGUGGCAGAGGACGUGGUGGUAAGCACAUUUUUAGUAGUGUAUCAGCAAUUAGUGUUUUGAACUGUGUUUAUUGGCAGAUUUAAGUCUGUGCUGAGUGAUCACUUGGGUCCUGUGUGCUUGAGGGUUUGACAAAGGCCUCACCUGUUGUUUCUAGGCCAGGGCCAGAACUGGAAUCAAGGUUACAACAACUACUGGAACCAGGGAUACAACCAGAACUAUGGCUAUGGACAGCAAGGCUACGGAUAUGGCGGCUAUGGCAACUAUGACUACUCUGCUGGUUAUUACGGCUAUGGGGGUGGCUACGAUUACAGUAAGCGAUAAGUGCCCCCAGGAAAAGCAAAAGAAUGAGAGAAACUUUAUUUUCUUGGUCCUCCUUGUUGUACAGAAGAACUCAGUCCCUUUUUCUCUUGUCCUCCAGACCAGGGCAAUACAAGCUAUGGGAAAACUCCAAGACGUGGAGGCCACCAGAGUAGCUACAAGCCAUACUGA
Xyrichtys novacula (pearly razorfish) is the source of this 6357-nucleotide messenger RNA. The record is from the annotation of a GenBank genome assembly. NCBI's taxonomy places the organism in Eukaryota, Metazoa, Chordata, Actinopteri, Labriformes, Labridae.